AUGAGUUUGGGGGGAAUGGUACAACCAGCUGCUAUGGGCCAAGUGGCAGAUGUUUCUUGUGUUUAUUGUGGAGAUGGGCACACAUUUGACAGCUGUCCAUCAAAUCCUGCAUCAGUUUGUUACUUGGGGAAUCAGAAUAGUCAAGCGGCAUCCUUGAGGAAUCUAGAAACUCAGUUGGGGCAGCUUGCUAAUGAACUACGGAAUAGACCACAAGGCACUUUGCCUAGUGAUACAGAAAAUCCAAGAAAAGAUGGCAAGGAGCAUUGCAAGGUGGUUACUUUGAGGAGUGGCAAAAAUGUGGAAUUAACUGAGGAUAAUUGUGCUAGGAACAGUGAGCCCACUUCAAUCCAAAGUAGUGGGGACAAAGGAGACAAAGCUGUGAAAUCAAAAAUUUUAAAUGAUGAACCUGAAGCAAUUGCUGCAGCAAUUCCUCCGCAAAAUGCUACAGGAGAGCAUAUAAGCAAGCCACCUCCACCAUUUCCUCAACGCUUUCAAAGGCAGCAACAAGAUAGUCAAUUCAGGAGAUUUUUAGAUGUUUUGAAACAACUUCACAUCAAUAUACCGUUGGUGGAAGCAUUGGAGAAAAUGCCCAAUUAUGUGAAGUUUUUGAAAGAUAUUUUGACUAAAAAGAGGAGGCUUGGUGAAUUUGAAACAGUGGCGUUGACUGAAGGUUGUAGCGCUAUAUUGAAGAGUAAAAUUCCUCCUAAAUUGAAGGAUCCGGGCAGCUUCACAAUUCCUUGUUCUAUUGGUGGUAGAGACGUUGGUAGAGCACUUUGUGACUUGGGGGCUAGUAUCAAUUUGAUGCCCAUGUCAAUUUUUAAGAAGUUGGGGAUUGGAGAAGCAAGACCAACCACAGUCACUUUGCAAUUAGCGGAUCGUUCUAUGGCACACCCGGAAGGAAAAAUUGAAGAUGUACUUUUGCAAGUUGAUAAAUUCAUUUUUCCAGCUGAUUUCAUCAUCCUUGAUUAUGAAGCGGAUAAAGAUGUUCCUAUUAUCUUGGGUAGGCCAUUUCUGGCUACCCGGAGGACCUUGAUUGAUGUACAAAAAGGGGAGCUUACUAUGCGGGUGAAUGACCAACAAGUGACUUUCAACUUGUUCAAUGCUAUGAAGUUUCUGGAUGAGGUUGAAGAAUGCUCUAGGCUAAGUGUAAUUGAGUCUAUUGUUGCUGAAAAAUUCCAUAAGGAAGCUUGUAAAGAUGGAGUGGGGGUGAGGUCACUUGAAGAGAUUGAAAGUUUAAGUGAAGAGGAAGAAAGCCAAGUUACAUGGGUGGAGUCAAAGCAGCCCUUUGCUAAAUUCAGGAGGCCUUUUGAGUCAUUGAACUUGUCGGAAGGGAAUUUUAAGCCCCCCAAGCCUUCUAUUCAAGAGCCACCAAAAUUAGAGUUGAAGCCUUUGCCUAGUCACUUGAAGUAUGCUUAUUUGAGAGAUAAUGAGACCUUGCCUGUGAUUAUUUCAGCCAUGUUAGGAGCUGAAAAAGAGAGUUUGUGCUGGCUGUUUUGA
Molecule: messenger RNA, 1497 nt
Organism: Humulus lupulus (European hop)
Lineage: Eukaryota; Viridiplantae; Streptophyta; Magnoliopsida; Rosales; Cannabaceae
Exons: 2
Coding region: 1-1497 (498 amino acids)
Source: RefSeq, a predicted model, not a curated record